AUGGCGAAAGAAGGGAAGCCCGCCAAGCGCAUUGCAGUCAUCGGCCUUGGUCCAGCCGGUGCCAUCACGAUCGAUGCUCUUGCCAAAGAGCAGGCAUUUGACAUUAUCCGGGUUUUUGAGCGUCGUGAGGCUCCUGGCGGAUGCUGGCUAGGUGAAGGGAAACCACCGCCGCUCAUUCAAUCAGAUGAGCUCAAACUUCUCUCCUCCCGAACGGCAGACCUCCAGCUGCCAACAAUUCCUUCCAACCUCCCUGCUCAACUGCCUAAGUCGAGCUCCCCGCGGUAUUCUGAAUCCACAGUCUACCCAUACCUUGAAACGAACGUAGACUUCGUCCCUAUGCAGUAUACUCAAGAACCGUUUCCUACUGAGCAAUCCGAACACUCAAGAUCACUCCACGGAGAAGACACGCCUUUCAGACACUGGUCCCUAGUUCAGGACUACGUCCGUUCUCUGGUCGACCGAAGGGGCUACGGUGACUUCAUCAGCUACAAUACUACCGUGGAGCGAGCUGAGAAGGUGCCUGCAGCAAGCGGCUUCGGUGAGGAGUGGAAGUUGACGUUACGCAAAGAUGGUGAGAACACUGAUUACUGGUGGGAGGAGAGAUUCGAUGCCGUCAUUGUCGCAUCCGGGCAUUACAGUGUGCCCUAUAUCCCAUCCAUUGACGGCCUGCCCGAGUUUUCUAGAGAUCGUCCGGGAAGUGUGAUUCACAGCAAGCACUUCCGAGGUCGGGACGCAUUCAAGGGCAAAAAGGUCGUGGUAGUCGGAGCCUCUGUCUCAGCAGGAGACACUGCAUUUGAUUUGACCUCUGUGGCUCAAGCACCUGUAUACGCUGUGGUGAAGGGACAUACGUUCAACGGGUACUUUGGCGAUGAGGCUUUCAACCACCCCCUGAUCAAGCGGGUCACCUCCAUAUCUCACAUCGAACCGACCACUCGGACUGUUCACUUCGUAGAUGGAACGUCUGCUCCUGGUGUAGACGACAUCAUUUUCGGCACGGGUUAUAGUUGGACACUUCCUUUCUUCACGCCGCAGUCCUCCACCUCUUCGACCACGGCCAAGCACACACCAGUUCCUACCCCUCGCAACAACCGCAUCCCGAAUCUCUAUCUCCACACAAUUUACACGCCAGAUCCCACGAUUUUCUUCGUCGGUGCCGUCAACGCAGGCCUCACGUUCAAAAUUUUCGAAUACCAAGCCGUUCUCGCCGCACGACUGCUCGCAGGCCGCGUCCCAUCCUCUCGCCUCCCAUCCACGGAAGCUCAGCUCGCUUGGGAAGUAGACCGUAUAGCCAAACGCGGCGACGGGCCGAAGUUUGCGCUCGUAUUUCCAGACUUUGAAGAGUACUUUGAGGAGUUGAGAAGAAUCGCUGGUCCACCCACGGCAGACGGAAAAGGACGAGAGCUGCUGCCUUUCAAUAAGUUCUGGUUUGAACGGUUUAUGCAAGGUCACGAGCGUCGAAAGGAUAUGUGGAGGAGGUUGAACGCACAAGCGAGGGAGACACUAGGAGUGAGAGGUUCUGACGGGAGUUUACGCCCAAAGUUGUGA
Messenger RNA from Colletotrichum abscissum, 1545 nucleotides. Its product is annotated as thiol-specific monooxygenase. The record is from RefSeq and is a predicted model, not a curated record. Gene Ontology annotation, molecular function: N,N-dimethylaniline monooxygenase activity; NADP binding; flavin adenine dinucleotide binding. The coding region runs from base 1 to 1545 and encodes 514 amino acids. The transcript has 2 exons. NCBI's taxonomy places the organism in Eukaryota, Fungi, Ascomycota, Sordariomycetes, Glomerellales, Glomerellaceae.